CUGCCCGGCCUCUGCGCAGCUAACAGGCUAAGCUGGCUCGGCGGCUCGCAGCUUCUCUCGGUGAGGUUAGUUAGUUUGAGACGCACCGGCUCCAUCCGCAGCUCGGUGCCGUUCACAGCGACUUGAUCCAAGGUUCACGCCCGGCGCAGGGACACCGAGUUCGGACGUCGGCUUACCAACAGUUGAAGAUGAUUAAGCUGUUCUCCCUGAAGCAGCAGAAGAAAGACGAGGAAUCUGCUGGAGGAAACAGAGCCGGAGCCGGGGGGAAGAAAGCCAGCGCGGCCCAGCUCCGAAUACAGAAAGACAUCAAUGAGUUAAACUUGCCAAAGACGUGUGAAAUCAGCUUCCCAGAUGACGACGACCUCCUCAACUUCAGACUCAUCAUCUCACCAGACGAGGGUUUUUACAAAGGAGGGAAGUUUGUCUUCAGCUUUAAGGUAGGACAGGGUUACCCCCACGACCCCCCCAAGGUAAAGUGUGACACCAUGGUGUAUCACCCCAACAUCGACCUGGAGGGAAACGUCUGCCUAAAUAUUUUAAGAGAGGACUGGAAGCCCGUUCUGACAAUAAACUCCAUCAUCUACGGUCUACAGUAUCUAUUUCUAGAGCCAAACCCAGAGGACCCGUUGAACAAGGAGGCGGCGGAGGUCCUGCAGACAAACCGGCGGCUCUUCGAGCAGAACGUCCAUCGCUCCCUGCGGGGCGGCUACGUGGGCGCCACCUACUUCGAGAGAUGUCUGAAGUAGCUCGCCGUCCCGCCGUCCUCCAAGCUCCUCCCACUUCUCCCCCUUCCUCCUUCUGCGCGUCCUCUCCUCCUCCUCCUCCUCCUCCUCCUCCUCUGGUCCUGCUCCUCGGCUGCAGCGGGAGCCGCGGCGACGGAAAGCAGCACGACGCAACAUGCUUUCCUGUUUUAACGCAAAAGAAGCUCCUCCUCCUCCUCACCUGUCCCCUCCCACCCCCUCUUCCUCAUCUCUGUUUCACCGCCGCCAUUUUCACGCCACGGUGGGACGCCAGCGAACGACACAUCUGACCGGACUCUGCUAACGGGGAGGAGGAGGAGGAGGAGGAGGAGGAGGAUGAAGAUGGAGGACUACGGAUGGACAGAUGUGGAGGGGAGGGGUGCUUGUGAAUGUGGCUCUGGCCAACGUCUCGGCGCCGAUGAUAAUGAUGCUCACCAGAUUGUUUUCUGUCUUUAUUUUUGCGUGCGUGGCGAAGACACCUGACAUCACGCAGGUGAUCAGAGAGACACGCCCCCUCCCCGUCGCCGCCUUCAUUCAUUGGUUACCGAUCAGAAAGAACGCAGCAAACUCCAAACAGCUCCCUCCGUUCCUGCAGGAAGUCUAACAGAGGGGGCG
Molecule: messenger RNA, 1355 nt
Organism: Fundulus heteroclitus (mummichog)
Lineage: Eukaryota; Metazoa; Chordata; Actinopteri; Cyprinodontiformes; Fundulidae
Gene: ube2m
Product: ubiquitin conjugating enzyme E2 M
Exons: 6
Coding region: 189-746 (185 amino acids)
Source: RefSeq, a predicted model, not a curated record